This is a messenger RNA of Striga asiatica, 465 nucleotides long. The record is from the annotation of a GenBank genome assembly. NCBI's taxonomy places the organism in Eukaryota, Viridiplantae, Streptophyta, Magnoliopsida, Lamiales, Orobanchaceae.
AUGGUCCAUGUGAACCAUGUGUAUCUGAUUACAGCCCAUCACCAGAUUAUUGCGGAUUAUUCUCACUGUCACCAUACGUUAAAGGAGCAGCAGUUCCAGCAAUCAAACCCCACCUCACUUCUAUUCGAGCUCGAGCUCAAACGGAGCUGGAAAGUUCGAGGAGACAAAUGUUUGGUGAUUGAUCCGAAGCUUAGUGGGUCUCUGUCACUUCUGGUCCAAAGCUCGGAACUGAAGGGAAGGGGAAGAGAUUUUGUUCCAAUUGUAGACUUUAUUAAAAUUCGAAAAUUUAUCGUCUCGAGCCUCGGAAGCAAUAUCCUCAGUAUGGCCGCUUUCAGAGAUAUCACUUUCUCGAUCAUCUUCUCAAAUGACCUAAGUAUAUAUGGUUCAGAGGAUGAAGAUGAAGAGUUAAAAGGAGAGGGCAAACGAGAAGAAGAAGAGGAGGACGAAGAAAUUGGCUGCUUCUGA